Abrus precatorius (Indian licorice) is the source of this 1571-nucleotide messenger RNA. Its product is annotated as UDP-glycosyltransferase 72E1-like. Bases 87 to 1571 code for a protein of 494 amino acids. The record is from RefSeq and is a predicted model, not a curated record. The transcript has a single exon. Gene Ontology annotation, molecular function: UDP-glycosyltransferase activity. Lineage: Eukaryota; Viridiplantae; Streptophyta; Magnoliopsida; Fabales; Fabaceae.
UCAAUUUGAGGACGGCAACAUAGGGCACUGAUAACAAAGGAAGAAGAAAAACAGUUCUUGAGAUCAGCAAUCAUUCUUUAUAAGAUAUGAUAACAGCAAAGCCUCAUGCAGUCCUUCUGGCCAGCCCUGGCAUGGGUCACCUGAUUCCGAUGCUGGAGCUAGCCAAACGCCUUCUCACUUACCAUUCAUUCAACGUAACCAUCUUCGUCGUCACCACCGAUUCCUCAACCACAACCUCUCACAUACUCCAACAAACAUCCAACUUAAGCUCCCUCAACGUUGUCGUAAUGCCUCCCAUUGACGUCUCUACCAAACUCCGACCCAACCCCUCGUUAGGAGAGCGUAUUGUGUUAACCAUGUUGGAGUCUCUACCCUUUCUACGCUCUUCCUUUGUAUCCAUGAAGCUUCCUCCCUCAGCUCUCAUUGUGGACAUUUUCGGUACUGUAGCUUUUCCCAUGGCACGUGACCUCGGCAUGUUGACGUACGUUUUCUUCGCCACCAACGCGUGGUUCACAGCUGUGUCCAUAUACCUCCCCUUCAUCGACAAGGAAAUGGAAGAAAGACAUGCUAAGGCUCGCGAACCGCUCUUGGUUCCGGGUUGCAAACCGGUUCGGUUCGAGGACACUCUCGAAGCGUUUUUAUCACCGGGUGGGCCCAUAUACGAGGGUUACGUGGGAGCAAUGAAGCAGGUUGCAUCCGCUGACGGGAUUUUGAUGAACACCUGUGAAGAUCUGGAGCCCGCAGCAACCAAGGCGGUGAGAGAAGAAAAGAUUUUGGGCCGGUUUACGAAAGGACCGGUUUAUCCGGUUGGACCGCUAGUGAGAACCGUGGGACCGAAACCGGAGAAUGAAAUUUUGCGUUGGCUGGACGGGCAACCGGCUGAGUCGGUGAUUUAUGUGUCUUUUGGGAGUGGUGGGACCAUGUCGGAGAGUCAAAUGAGGGAGCUGGCAUGGGGGUUAGAGCUGAGUCAGCAAAGGUUUGUUUGGGUGGCGAGGGAACCAAAGGAAGGUGACGCGAGUGGCGCGUUUUUCGAGGUGGCGAAGGUGCGCGACGGAACGAUGCGCUUCUUGCCGGAGGGGUUUGUUAAGAGAGCAAAGGGCGUGGGGGUUGUGGUCCCCAUGUGGGCCCCGCAGGCUGAGAUUCUGGGACAUCCUGCGACGGGUGGUUUUGUCACGCAUUGUGGUUGGAAUUCCGUUUUGGAAAGCAUUGUGAACGGAAUCCCGAUGGUGGCGUGGCCGCUUUAUGCGGAGCAGAAGAUGAACGCUUUUAUGUUGUCGGAGGAGCUUGGUGUGGCGGUGAGAGUGAAGGGUGGAGAAGCAAUUGUGUGUAGGGAGAAGAUAGCAGAACUGGUUAGAGGAGUGAUGGUGGGUGACGAAGGGGUUGCCAUGAGGAGAAAAGUUAAGGAUGUGAAACUUGGUGGAGAGAGAGCGUUGUCUAUGUUCGGUUCUUCUUACCAUUCUCUGUGUGAAAUGAGCAAAGACUGUGAACUUCAUCUGCAGGCAAAAGUUUCGGGUGAUUAUUGCUUAGGAGAUAAGAAUGAUGAUGUGUUCAGCGAAUUAGUUUGCUCUUGA